Molecule: messenger RNA, 1559 nt
Organism: Selaginella moellendorffii
Lineage: Eukaryota; Viridiplantae; Streptophyta; Lycopodiopsida; Selaginellales; Selaginellaceae
Product: protein DETOXIFICATION 17
Exons: 8
Coding region: 7-1485 (492 amino acids)
Biological process (GO): xenobiotic detoxification by transmembrane export across the plasma membrane
Cellular component (GO): membrane
Molecular function (GO): xenobiotic transmembrane transporter activity; antiporter activity
Source: RefSeq, a predicted model, not a curated record
UCCUCCAUGGCGCUGGAGGAUUUGCGCCGCCCUCUCGCCAAUGCGGCCGGCGAGCGAUCGCAAGAACAGCAGCAGGCCGAUCACGCAUGCUCCAGGGGCGUCCAGGCUGGGCCAUGGAUGGACAAUGUGAACGAGAUGAAGCGCGUGUGUGGCCUCUCGGCGCCGAAUAUGGCUGUGAAUCUCUUCGACAUGGGGAUUGUGCUUGUUUCGCUGCUUUUUGUGGGGCGAAUUGGCGAGUUGGAGCUCGCUGGAGCAUCGCUUGCCAUCACCAUGGCUAACAGCCUUGGAUAUUUUGUCCUGAUGGGAAUGGCUGGAGCGCUCGAGACACUGUGCGGGCAAGCUUACGGAGCCAAGGCAUAUCACAUGCUAGGCAUUUAUCUCCAACAGGCUGUGGCACUCUCGAUCAUCCUCUGCAUACCGUUGUCGACCCUCUUCAUUUUCACUAGAAGGAUUUUGCUGCUCCUGGGACAGGAUCCUGCCAUGUCUGCUAAAGCCAAGGAUUUCAUCGUGUGGCUGAUUCCCAGCCUCUUUGCCAACGCGUUUGUCCAGCCUCUGCUCAAGUUCUUACAGACACAAGGUGUGGUCAUUCCUUCGGCUAUUUUCUCCGCGGUUUCGUUCGGUGCUCACAUCCUGCUGUCGUGGUUAUUCAUACACAAGUUCCACGUCGGGUUUCACAGUGUGGCCAUCUCCACCAGCAUUUCUUUCUGGAUAAAGGCCGCUCUACUAGCGCUGUACGUCUGCUGUAGCAAGGUCUGCAAGCACACUUGGAGAGGCUUGUCCACUUGUGUGUGCACAAACGUGAAUCACUUCCUCAAGCUUUCACUGGUCUCGGCUUUCAUGGUUUGCUUGGAAUACUGGACUUUUGAGAUGCUGGUCCUCUUGGCUGGGCUUCUUCCAAAUCCACAGAUAGAGGUCUCAACACUAUCAAUAUGCAACUCCAUGGCGACGUUCAACUACAUGAUCACUCUUGGACUGAGCUUAGGCGUAAGCAUCCGUGUUUCCAACGAGCUGGGAGCAAGGAACCCCUCCGCAGCAAAGCUGGCGGUGUUCGUCGUCCUCGUGCUCGCCACCGCCGAAGUCUUCAUCGCGGCAGCGUUCCUGCUCAUGGUUCACAAGAGCUGGGGGUGGGUCUUCACAAACGAGUCGGAAGUUGUGGACAACCUCACUUCCAUCACUCCGUUUCUGGCACUCUGGAUACUCAUUGAUGGCACGCAGUGCGUACUUCAAGGUGUGGUGCGUGGAUGCGGUCGCCAAAACCUGGGCGCUAUCAUCAACUUGGCAGCCUUUUACCUCUGCGGCCUUCCAGUGGGAGUGCUUUUGGGAUUCACCUUCAAGUUUAAAACCAAGGGGCUCUUGGCUGGGACAACAGUGGGAUUCUUCCUCCAGCUCGUGCUCUACCUCAUUCUUAUACUUCGCAUGGACUGGAGAAGGCAGGCUGUGAGCGUCAGCCAAACUUUGGACACCAGGUCUUUAACUCUCAAGUGACAGAGAUCUCUGUUAUCAUCUUUAUUACCAUCUGGAAGGUAAAGAAAGAAAUCUUAACGCAAAGUUUAUCAUCU